AUGACGAAAACCGUCGUCACCCCCACCGCCCUCACGACGGCGGUGCAGCCCUUGGGGGGGCACAUGAGAUUCGAGUUGACAGAUGAAGAGCGAGAGGAAAUCAUUGCUCUAAAGAAAGCCUGUGAGUCCGAGGGCAUCAAGUACCGUUCCAUUUUCGAACUUGCAAAGUACUGCCUUGUUGUGAGGUCCCAGGUGGACAGCAAUGAUCCCAAGGCGGCUGAAAAGCGUACAGCACUUGCUCUCAAGCGCAUGAAGAAACGACGCACUUGGGAGGCGAAUCAUGGCAUGAGCAAGAUUGACAACAUGGAGGCCAUAAAGGAAAUUGAAAAGGACGCGCCAGGUUUCUUUGUGGUUCGAUACGCCAAGGAUAUGGAAGGUCACCCAGUUGUGGGCCACCAUCACGCCUACUCGCCAUACAAGUACAUGUUUACUGGCAAGCAAAACCUUGGAAAGUACCUCGCUGCCGAACAAUACAGACUAGACUUGGGUGCUGCAGAUAUGGAAGAAGCUCGAACAGGUAUUGCUGUUGUCAGCGUCGCUGAUGAAAUGUGGGGCUUGACCGGGGCCUACAGGUAUCUGCGAGUCAUUACGAAAGCCAAGGACAAUUGCAAUGACAUGCAUCCCAAUCGAAUCCGUCGCGUCUAUUCCGAAAUCCCAGUCUUUGGCCAUCAUCUUGUGGAAACCUGCAAAGCGAUGUUGCCCAAGAAGAUUGCCGAUAGGAUUGUCAUUCACUCAUCCGUGGCUCAACUGGAGGCGAAGCUUGUCAAGGCGGUGGAAGGUGAGGAUCCCACCGACAUUGUUGCCUGGUGUGAACGAAAGGAGGCGAUCUACCAAGAGUCCGUUAGAAGGGUCGGUUUGUGA
Molecule: messenger RNA, 861 nt
Organism: Seminavis robusta
Lineage: Eukaryota; Bacillariophyta; Bacillariophyceae; Naviculales; Naviculaceae
Source: the annotation of a GenBank genome assembly